UGUGACUAUUGCAAAGAGAACAUAAACCUUUUAUAUUUUGAUUUGUAUUCACACACUCAUUAACAACAUGAUCAAUGGGAGUAAUUAAAUUUGUAGUACACACACACGAACUCUCCAUGAAAAAAUCAACUCAGAUUAUAUCUUACUUUCUCCCAAACAAAUUUUACUAAACUAUGUGCCACUCUCUACAGCCACAUAAUUUACCUUAACAAUUUAAUAUCAUGCAACUACCAAGUACCAAUUAUUCAAUUUCUAGUUGUAUGUCUCAAUCACAGAAAACCGACUCAUACACAGUUCAUUCAUACUAAUCCCAAAUCACCACACACCCUCAUCAUAAAUGAUAUCAUAUAGCAAGCAACAUAAUUAAUCAAAUGCAACACCAAUGAUGAAACUGCUUCUUCUGUUCUUGAUCCUUUACUACCCUUGUUGCCACUCACUUGAUACCAUAACAUUAAACCAAACAAUCAAAGACGGCGAUGUCUUAAUCUCCAACGUUCGAGGAACCUUUGCACUUGGUUUCUUUAGCUUAGAGAAAGGUUCCAAAACACGUUACCUUGGUAUAUGGUAUAACAAAAUUUCAGAACAAACCAUUGUUUGGGUUGCUAACAGAGACAAUCCUCUAAAUGACACUUCUGGUGUUCUUUCCAUCAACAACGGAAACCUGGUACUCCACAAAAACAAUGACAAAAACCUUAAACCUAUUUGGUCUUCCAAUGUUUCUAUUUCUAGCUCAAUUGGAAAUGUUUCAGCUAAGCUUUUGGAUAAUGGAAACUUUGUUUUGACUCAUAGCAAUGGAAAAAAUGUUGUAUGGCAGAGUUUUGAUUUUCCAUCUAAUACUUUACUUCCUUUCAUGAAACUUGGGUUGAACCGUAAAACCGGUUUGAACCGGUUCCUCACAUCUUGGAAAUCGCCAAUUGACCCAGGAACUGGAAACUUGACAUACCGGAUUGACCCGACUGGGUUUCCCCAACUGUUUCUUUAUAGAGAUAAUAAAGAUCCAGUUUGGCGAACCGGGUCGUGGACGGGUCAACGAUGGAGCGGAGUACCCGAAAUGACUCCGACUUUCAUCUUCAACGUUAGUUUUAUUAACGAUGAAGAUGAAGUAUUUAUAAUGUAUGGUGUGAAGGAUCCAAUGGUGUUAUCGAGAAUGGUGUUGGAUGACACGGGUCACGUGAGGAGGCUGACGUGGCAACCAAACGAACAUAGAUGGUUUCAAAUUUGGUUUGGUCCAAAAGAAGAAUGUGAUAAUUUCAAACAAUGCGGGUCGAACUCUAAUUGCGACCCGUAUAAUGCUGAAAAGUUUGAGUGUGAAUGUUUACCCGGAUUUGAACCAAAAUUUCCGAGAGAGUGGUAUUUGAGAGAUGGGUCGGGUGGGUGUGUGCGGAAGGGGAAUGUGUCCACGUGUCAAAGUGGGGAAGGGUUUGUGAAAGUUGCAAUUGUGAAGGUGCCUGAUACUUCGAAGACACGUGUGAAUGAGAGUUUGAGUUUGAAGGAGUGUAGGGAGGAAUGUUUGGGGGAUUGUUCUUGUGUUGCAUUUACAAGUGAAAAUGAGAUGUUGCAAGGUGGGUGUGUUACUUGGCAUGGUGAUAUGGAGGAUACAAGAACUUAUACACAAGUUGGACAAGAUUUGUAUGUACGUGUUGAUAAGCAUGAAUUGGCUAGGUAUGCAAAACAUCCAUAUGGUUCUCUUGGCAAAAAGGGAAUGGUGGCACUUUCAGUUGUUUGUACUUGCUUGAUAGUGUUUAUGGGGACCGUUUUCGCGUAUUGGUUUAUAAAAGUGCGAAAACAAGGGGCGAGAAGGGAUCGCAAGUUUUCCUUUCGUCUUAGCUUUCCUGACUCGGAUCAGCAAGAAUUUGAAAGUACAAACAAUUCAAAUUUACCAUUCUUUGAUCUUAGCAUCAUAGCUGCUGCAACAAACAAUUUUUCGAUUGCUAACAAGCUUGGUGAAGGUGGUUUUGGUUCUGUUUAUAAGGGUAUAUUGAUCAACGGAACGGAAAUUGCAGUGAAGAGGUUGUCAAAAUAUUCCGGACAAGGCAUAGAAGAGUUUAAAAAUGAGGUUGUUUUGAUUUCAAAACUCCAACACAGAAAUCUUGUUAGGAUCGUAGGUUGUUGCGUUCAAGGAGACGAGAAGAUGUUAAUCUAUGAGUAUUUACCUAACAAAAGCUUAGACUUUUUCAUUUUUGAUAAAUCUAAAAGUUCAGAGCUAGACUGGAGAAAGCGGUUUGAUAUUAUAUGCGGCAUUGCUAGAGGGAUCCUAUAUCUUCACCAUGACUCGCGAUUAAGAAUAAUUCAUAGAGACCUAAAAGCCAGCAAUGUUUUGUUGGACACUGCAUUGAACCCAAAAAUUGCAGAUUUUGGUAUGGCUAGAAUGUUUGGUGGAGAUCAAAUUGAAGCAACUACAAAACGUGUCGUUGGAACCUACGGUUAUAUGUCUCCAGAGUAUGCAAUGGAAGGACAAUUUUCGGUGAAGUCUGAUGUAUACAGCUUUGGAGUUUUGCUGCUAGAGAUAGUUACAGGCAAAAAGAACAGUGGUCAAUAUGAAGACAAUGAAUCCACAAAUUUAGUUGGACAUAUAUGGAAUCUAUGGAGAGAAGACAAAGCCAUGGAUAUUAUUGAUGAAUCAUUAGGAGAGACAUUCUCUGAGCUUGAAGUCCAAAGAUGCAUCCAAAUUGGACUUUUAUGUGUACAAGAUUUUGCAGUUGACAGACCAUCUAUGUCAGCUGUUGUUUCUAUGUUGGGAAAUGACUCAACUCUUCCUACUCCAAAACAGCCAGCAUUUAUUUUCAAGAAAAGUAAUUAUGAGAGUUCAAAUCCAUCAACCAGUGAAGGAAUUUACUCAGUAAAUAAUGUAAGUAUGACUAUGAUUGAAGCUCGUUAAAGGCGGUGUUUAUCAGCUGGGGAAAUCGGAAUAGGAGAGCACUCAUCUUGGGGUGGGCUUACUACUUAGAUGCUUUCAGCAGUUAUCUGCUCGGCACUUGGCUACCCAGUGUUUACCGUUGGCACGAUAACUGACACACCAAAGGUGCAUCCUUCCUGGUCCUCUCGUACUAGGGAAAGGUCCAUGCUAUAAGGUUUGUCAUAUUACUGUCAAUGAUGUUUCACAGAUUAUCCAAUUUAAAAUGAUAAUGUAAUUUUUAAUAAGGAGUUUAACUUGUAUUUUACAGAAAUGCUCCAUUAUGUAAAAAAUUAAUAAAUCCACAUCGCUGUAAGUAUGUAUUUGUAAUAAAAAUGUAAAAUCUAUAGUUAUAUUGAUACUGUCACUUUCUUUUAAUCUUUGAGAAUUCAACAGGACACAGUCAAUUAGUCCCUUAAACUAUUAUGUCUUUGGAUGGAUGCUUUAUAUUUUAAACACAGUGGACCACAUGUACACUGUACCUAACGAAAGUGUUAAAAUAAGAAUCAAUGAAGAAAAGUAGUAACAA
Trifolium pratense (red clover) is the source of this 3422-nucleotide messenger RNA. Its product is annotated as G-type lectin S-receptor-like serine/threonine-protein kinase At1g11410. Gene Ontology annotation, biological process: recognition of pollen; protein phosphorylation. Bases 383 to 2878 code for a protein of 831 amino acids. Gene Ontology annotation, molecular function: protein serine/threonine kinase activity; ATP binding. The transcript has 7 exons. The record is from RefSeq and is a predicted model, not a curated record. Lineage: Eukaryota; Viridiplantae; Streptophyta; Magnoliopsida; Fabales; Fabaceae.